Messenger RNA from Helianthus annuus (common sunflower), 2592 nucleotides. RefSeq lists its product as uncharacterized. The record is from RefSeq and is a predicted model, not a curated record. NCBI's taxonomy places the organism in Eukaryota, Viridiplantae, Streptophyta, Magnoliopsida, Asterales, Asteraceae. The coding region runs from base 1 to 2592 and encodes 863 amino acids. The transcript has a single exon.
AUGGCCAACGCUAGGCAGACCGUUCACCAACAAGCCACCCAAGGCUUCACUGGUCUAGCGUCACCCAUUACUGUUCCACCUAUAGUUAGCGAGAACUCAUGGCAGAUUCCAUCUUAUGCCAUGCAAGCCAUCACCAAUAGCAUCCAGUUCCACGGUCGCGAGGACAAGGACGCACCGGCCCACAUAAACCGGUUCUCCCGUAUCCUAGCCACCUUUAGCCUUCACGGUGCACCCAAUGAUGCCACCUACUUACAGUUUUUCCCGUUUUCACUAGCUGGCCGUGCGGCUACUUGGUUGGACUCUCAACCAACCGGCACCUUUACCACUUGGGCGGGGCUUCGUCAAGCCUUUUUGAACAAGUAUUUCCCGCCCGCUAAAGCCUCACGUCUUAGGGACCAAAUCCACUCCUUCCACAUGGAGCCUGACGAGCCUUACUACCUUGCUUGGGAGCGUUUCCAAAACCUUUGUGCUCGUUGCUCCCAGCAUGGUCUUUCUGAUUGGGCUUUGUGUGAGAAAUUUUAUAACGGUCUCACUCAAGAGACUCGUGAUAGGUUCGACACUAAUGCGGGGGGGCAUAUGAUGGGUAUUCUUAUAGUUGCUGAGUGUCUAGAGCGUUUUGAGGCAUUUGCUCAGUCUCAAUCUCAAUCGCGAGCCGAUCAGCGGUAUCAAAGUGGUAAUUCUAAUACCAAUACUAGUGCACUCGCCCGAGGGGUGAACCAUGUCACCAUGGAUCCUAGUUUAGCCACUGUAUUGGAAAACAUGUCUAGGGAACUUAAGGAAAUUAAGGCUAAGAUAGACAAAUGUGAGUAUUGUCGAGGGGGUCACGACACGAGUGUGUGUCCACUGCUAGUAGGUGAGGAGCAAGUCGAUUUUGUAGGAGGGGGUCAAUGUAGAGGUCAACCUAGUGGUUUUGGUAAUAAUAACUUUGGUUCGGGUUGGCGUAAUAACAAUAAUAAUUUUGCUGCUAACAACAAUUUUCGCUCAAACGGACCCCCUGGUUUUCAAAUAGCUCAAAAUCCAAAUAGGGGUCUAGGUUCACUCUUUGGUGGGGGUUCAAAUGGGCAAGUUAAUGAUGGGGGGUCAAAUAUCCAAGGUCAAACAGGUCAAGGUCCAAGUUUUGAUUUAGGGGGUAGCAUAGAAAGAAUGGAGGCUAUGAUGAGCCAGCUAGUUGUUAGAGAUCAAACCACCCAAAAGAAACUUAGCGAACAUGACCUUAUGCUUAAGAAUCACCAAGCUGCUUUCCAAGACCUUCAAAGGGUUGUAGGUGAUAUGUCUAGGAAGUUAGAGGAGAGAUUACCCGGUCAGUUUGCGGGUAACACCCAACCGAACCCAAAGGCUCAUGUAAAGGCCAUUACCACCUGUAGUGGCAAAAUCGUAGGGAACCCGAGCGUAGAAGAGAGAGUAAUCGAUGAGGAUGGAGACAUUGUAGACGAAGAGAUAGAGAUGGAGGCUCCCGGCAAAGUGCAAUCGAGGCUGCGCCCAGCAAGUACCGCACAGUCCGGUGAGUCUCAAGGUGAGAAGAGAGUAGAGAAACCUCCCGUGGAUGUUAGGCCUUCGCCUUUAGUGAACCAUGCGUAUGUCCCGUUCCCUUCACGUCUUAAGAAUAAAAAAUACUCGAGGGAAUAUGGGCAGUUCUUAGACAUCUUCAAACAAUUGAAUAUUAAUCUUCCUUUUAUCGAGGCACUCCAGUCCAUGCCUAAAUAUGCGAAAUUUUUAAAGGACCUUCUUAGGAAUAAGGAGAAGUUAGGGGAGUUGUCGAAUGUCCCAUUGCAUGGAGGAUGUUCGGCCGUUGUCUCAAAUCAGCUUCCUGAAAAGCUUACCGAUCCCGGUGUUUUCACAAUUCCUUGUCUAUUCGGUAGUAACACUAAUACUAGAGCUUUAGCCGACCUAGGUGCUAGCAUCAAUUUGAUGCCAUUUUCUCUCUACGAAAAGCUAGACUUAGGCGAGCUUUCAACCACCCGAAUGACAUUAUCCUUAGCUGAUAGAUCCGUGAAACACCCUAGGGGCAUAGUCGAGAAUUUGCUUGUUAAGGUGGACAAGUUCGUUUUCCCGGCUGACUUCGUCAUUCUCGACAUGGAAGCCGAUGAAAACGUACCGCUAAUCUUAGGACGUCCGUCCUUGAACACCGCUAAAGCUCUCAUAGAUGUCUUUUUAGGCACCAUCACACUUAGAGCGGGCGAGGAAUCGGUAAUUUUUAAGGUUAUGAAUUCGAGAGGGCCUAGUGAUAGAGUGGAGGCGGUAUCGUUAGUAGGGGAGUGCGAGAAGGAUGAGAGAGAUGAAGAGAAGGUGGUGAAUGGUCCGAGUCUAGAAAAAGUAAUAGAACUCAAGUGUGGGGACCCACCGGAUAGGAGAGUAGAGGAAUUAGAGGAGAGAAUCGUGCGUUUAGAAUCUAAGAUAGAGACACUGAGCAAGGCUCAGUGUGGGGAUGGAUGUCGAUAUGAAGAGUAUAGAUUCAAACCGCCAAGUGAGGAGUUGAGAGGUUGUGAGAGAGAUAAGAGUGUUUGGGUUGAGUUGAGCGAUGAUAGGUAUAAUGGUGCUACAGCCCGUGAGUGUGUGUUUGGAGGUGAACUGCAUCUUUUUGAUCCUCCAUAA